AUGGCAAACGAUAUGUUGACCAAUGGUGAUGAUGACUCGACUCUUGCUGUUCCUACUACCAUGAUUUGGGUCUGCGGUCGAUGGACCCUGAUAUUUCAUACCGACAUGGACUCCCAUGAUCCUGUGGAAGUUCGGACCAACUUCCUUAAUGUGCUUCAGUUAAUUGACUUCAGCAUAUUCUACCCUAACUGUCACAACUUUCCUCUUUUUUCACUGGAACAGGAUGGGACUUUCCAGCCAGUCAUUACAGACUUCCAAUACAUUGCGCCUAAUUACCUCUUAAUUCAAAUUCCAGGACGAGAGUAUUCCUGGUUUAUCGAAAUUCCAUUAUCUCCUCUGCGCCCUCUCACCUCCUCGGACCUAUCUAUCCACAACGCCUCGGUCUCAGAUUACAACAACAGCUCUGUGGGCUUGAGCAACGUACUUGAUCCUCGACUCCUUGAGGGUACUCAGGGUCAGCUUGCUCUACCUCAGCCUGAUGCCUCCAAUGCCUCCUCGGCUUGUUUUCAGCCCUGGGGAGCGGCUCAAGAGUCUCAAGAUUCUAUGAUAGAACAUGACAAGCUUGGUCUAAAUCCUUUUUGGCCCGCCUAUAGUCUCAUGGGUCAGAAAUGCAUCGAAUAUCCCCAGUGUCCACCCUCGUCACCAGUUCGACACGGUUCUCCCGAGACAAUUCACUCUACAUCACCUCCUCCCAGCAAUGCCUCUGUCGAGCAAAGCAUAGGAAAGCUCAGACGGAGACGUACGUGUUCUUCUGUCGUCUCACGCCGCGCUGGUCGCCUCAGGCCCAGCCGUGCAGCCAAGAAGCGCACCAUGCCCAGCCCGCCGCCCAGGGGCCACUUCAAAGUCUCCCGGCAGGAUCGUUUCAUGGUCCCCUACGACAGCGACCUUCGCGAUGAGUUGCUUAUCCGUGGCCGUCUAAUGGGCUUCUCCUACUCCGAGAUCAAGGAGAGCGCUGGCAUGCCUGACGCCCUGGCGACCCUGCGUGGCCGGUAUCAAUUUCUCCUGCGGAAGAUGGUACAAGAGAAUCUCAAGAAGAAGAGAGAUGAUGAGAAGGAUUCAGAUGACAAGAACAAGAAGUAA
This is a messenger RNA of Clonostachys rhizophaga, 1080 nucleotides long. Lineage: Eukaryota; Fungi; Ascomycota; Sordariomycetes; Hypocreales; Bionectriaceae. The record is from the annotation of a GenBank genome assembly.